ACCAACGAAUGUCUCAUUACCCAGACAUGUGGUCCCAUACGCUACGUAUGCCUACAUGUAAUGCAAAGGAUUAGGCAUGUCCACAUCACAGCAUCUGGAUGGAGCGGUAACGGCCGCCUUAGCGGGAGGCUAUGCAGCUGAGUCUGCUCCGAGCUCAUAGCUAGCGCACGAUCCGACGCCUCCCAGCCUCGAAAUGGUGUCAGGUCUUAGCUCGACCGGUCUGCUGGCGCUACUAUUGUUUGCCAGGCGAGCCAGGCCACUUAUAUAGGAUCAGCUCAGCCGCCGCGUCUGUGUGCCGUGACUCUCGCGUGCUGGUUUCAUGGACGAACAGGCUCAUCAGCAAACCUUGCUUACGCACCACAACCUUCGACCGGAGUGCAUCAUGAUUUUAUGACGAGAGCUAUGCUAUGACGGAUGAUAUACACGACUAUAAAAGCAUUUGAAGAACAGGGCAUAGGGAUUCGGGUUCAUCGACCUGUUGAUUGCUAGGGUCCAUUACAUUUAUCCCAUUCUCACGACUUUUCUUGCGGCGUCUGAAUCGGCUCGGAAUACGUGAACUAUAUUGAAGGCCUCGGAGAUUUGACGAAUCAGUCCAAAUUCGAAAAGAAGAUGUUGGGGUCACAUCGUGACAAUGCCAACUUCAAUCGGGCUGGUUGGAGGAAGCGAGUGAUGUUGCCGUGCUGGAUCAUUCAGAUCCUCAUUCUGUUGAGCGUACUGGGCUUGUUUUCAUAUCGCCUAUCACACACGGUGUCUACAUGGAAAGAGGAGGACGACAAGGGAAACGUCCCUGUGGUUGAGUUUGUAUGGGCGGCUGCAAACAUUGCAUUUUCACUUGUCUCACUACUGGUCACGUUCAUCUCGAUAGCGAGGUUCAUCGCUGAAGUCCUAACACCUUUACCGUUAUUAUUCGGCUGCAUCCUCAACAUGAUCUUGUCCGCCGUGGUUCUAGCGUUGGACAUCGUCAUUUACGUUCAGCGGAGAGAUAGACAUUACUCACUCGCAGGGUUGGGUCUUGAUGCUGCACUCAUAAUCUUCACCAUAAUACCACUGAUCUACGCGAUCAUCAUCUACCGUCGCCUUCUGAACUAUGACGACUACCAUCUACCCUACAAUCACAAGGCCUUUGGAUUCGCGGGCAUUGAGGAGGGUGUCGAUGACCACCGGUUAUCGAGGGUAUCAACAAACCUCAGCCCACCGACCCCUUACGACCCGACAAACCCAGGCCUAGGCACCAUAACAACAAUCACGGGCGGCGAGCCCCAAAACCGCGGUCGUUCUGUCUCUAUAGGCAGCCGACGCAUCUCGCUCUCCUUCAGCCGCAACGGGAGCGUCUCACCGCAUCCCUCACCACCACCGUCCGACGCAUCACCAAUGGAGCGUCGCACAAGCUACGACCACAGACGGGACACGCAGUUCGAAGACUACGUCGCGCGCCGCGCCAGCCAGCGCCUGAGCGGACACUCGCUCCAAGACGACGUCAACCGCGCUUUGGGCGACGAAUUCGGAUUCACGGAGCACCCCUCGGAAUCCAAGGGCGAGACAGUGACAUCCGGCGCCGUGCACGCAGGCCACGCCUCGCGGCCGCGGGUUAGUUCCAUCGGCAGGCAGACGAGCUACGAGGCGCUCGUGGGGGGCACCAACGGCAUCUCGGUCACGAUCACCACGCCGCCCGAGGAGACGAUCCAGCGCGGACACAGUCUGAAUAGCGUGCCCGAGGCGCACGAGGAAGAAGACCACCGCCACGAAGGCGGUCGACAGCGGAAACGCGCCGUGAGCGAGAGCCAGCGGGCAUUGCUUGGCGAUGACGACGGAGAGGGCAGACGCAGGAUGGAGCGCGUCGCGGGGCUGGAGGAUGUAGAGCUCGAGAUGAAGACGCGGAAGGCGUGAGAUUGAGAUUGAUAUAGUGAUACCCAAAUGAUGAAUUUUUUUCUUCAGAUUUUCCGCAUUUUGACGCUGAGGUUUGAGGCCUCUCUUAUACCUCCAUCUCUGAUAUAGUGCUUCUUUCAUUUCGGGGCGUCUGGGAAUUCGGCUUAGAUGUGGCCUACUGUGAUGGCCGUGUAUGCAUUAGAGCCUAAGUAGUAGUAAGUAGUAGUAAGUAGUAUUGGUAGGGCAAUAAUAGGCAUAUCAUGAGGCCGUUGGUACAAUUACGCAGACUUGGGACAAAAAAAACACACUCUAGCUCACUUUCA
Messenger RNA from Xylaria bambusicola, 2189 nucleotides. RefSeq lists its product as uncharacterized. The record is from RefSeq and is a predicted model, not a curated record. The transcript has 3 exons. The coding region runs from base 610 to 1887 and encodes 425 amino acids. Lineage: Eukaryota; Fungi; Ascomycota; Sordariomycetes; Xylariales; Xylariaceae.